Messenger RNA from Acanthamoeba castellanii str. Neff, 1458 nucleotides. RefSeq lists its product as uncharacterized. Bases 1 to 1458 code for a protein of 485 amino acids. Gene Ontology annotation, cellular component: membrane. Gene Ontology annotation, molecular function: transmembrane signaling receptor activity. Lineage: Eukaryota; Discosea; Longamoebia; Acanthamoebidae. Gene Ontology annotation, biological process: cell surface receptor signaling pathway. The transcript has 11 exons. The record is from RefSeq and is a predicted model, not a curated record.
AUGGUGGAGGCCCAGACGUGCGAGCCCUUCGCCCAACAGCCCUCCAUCUGCGUGGCCGCAGUGCCCGUGGGUCCCACCUCGACCGUCUACGUCCAGCCCAAUACCACCCAAGCCGGCGUCGCCGCCGCCGUCCAACAAACCAUCAUCCCGAAGCCGGCGUGCCGCAGUGUGUGCGACGCCGUCAUCAACGAAUGCUCCGCCGCCUUUGCCUACGCCGGAAUCUCGGCCGCGCUGCCCAACUGCAGCAUGACGGCGAACGGGCUGCCCGUGUUCCCGGAGAAUUCGUGGGUGUUCGCGCCGGGGGUGGAGGUGAACUGCAGCGUGUCGGUGACGGACCUGAGCCUCAUCUUCACGGAGCCCGUGUGCGCGCCGCACUACGCGCCCAACCCGUACGAGGACGUGCCGCUGGCGUGCCUGCCCGAGUGCCCGCUGCCCUACUACAACGACGACCAGUGGGACGCGCUGUGGUACCUGUACGCCCUGUUCGGCAUCCUCACCAUCGUCGUCGCCAUCUUCGUGCUCCCGCCCUACUUCCUCUCCCCGUCCAAGUGGCACUGGCCCCAGCAGAUGAACAUGUGGAUCAUGUUCUGCUCCGCCAUGUUGGGACUGGGUAACUCGGCGCCGCUGGUGUUCUACGGCAACAACUGGCGGGACGUGGUCUGCAAGAACGCAGUGUCGGCCUCCGGCCAGACCGACAGCGCCCUCUGCACGUUCCAAGCCGUGUUCCAGAUCUACUGGGGUUUCGCGGGCAUCCUGUGGUGGCUCUUCCUCGUGGCCAAGGCCGCCCUGCUCGUCAACGGCUUCAAGACGCACAUGUGGGCUGAGAUGAUCUGCGCCCACGCCUACUGCUGGGGCGUCCCCUUCAUCUCGUUGACGAUGCUGCUGGCGAACGGUAAGGUGGGCUCGGGCUCGCCGCCCAUUUGCAACUACCUCGUCGCCGGCGCGGGCGACGACGGCUGGUGGAUCCAGAGCGUGCUCCUCAUUCCCGAGGCCAUCGUCCUCUUGAUCGGGUGCUGCUUCAUGACCGCCCUCCUCUACACCCUCAUCAAGUACGAGGGGUUCAAGGGCCUGCGGAAGAAGGGCCGUUUGUUGACGUACCUCAUCUGCUUCCUCAUCCCCAACGUCUACCUGGAGAUCUUCUACUACGUGUCCAAGACGCACGACAAUCGCGAGGUCGACAUCGCGCGGUGGCUCACCUGCCUCGCCACGAAUUACGCGACGGGACCCUGCGAGGACAUUCUCACGGCGCCCAACUACCCGGCGCAAGUAGUCAACGUGCUGCUGGUAGCCAGUGUGAUCUUUUCGUACAUGCUCAUCUUCGGUCUCAAGCUCAGCGUCUUCCAGUGGUGGUGGGCACUCAUCAAGGGCAUCUUCACGUGCGACUUCAAGAACUUCUCGCACUGGUGGACCGACAUCAGCACCAGCCAGACGUCGCGCUCCACCUCCGCCGCCUCCUAG